Messenger RNA from Cynoglossus semilaevis (tongue sole), 2635 nucleotides. It is a transcript of the gene pif1, whose product is annotated as PIF1 5'-to-3' DNA helicase homolog (S. cerevisiae). The transcript has 13 exons. Gene Ontology annotation, biological process: DNA repair; telomere maintenance. NCBI's taxonomy places the organism in Eukaryota, Metazoa, Chordata, Actinopteri, Pleuronectiformes, Cynoglossidae. The record is from RefSeq and is a predicted model, not a curated record. The coding region runs from base 142 to 2034 and encodes 630 amino acids. Gene Ontology annotation, molecular function: DNA helicase activity; ATP hydrolysis activity.
GUGUCAUUGGCUAGCGUUACCCACUGAUGAUUUGAAAAUCGGUACUGUGGCGUGCGGAGCAACCGUACAGAAAUCGGAACGAAGACAAAAAGAAGGUUAUUGUUAAUUUUUAGGGAAACAUUAAUCAAGAAAGUUCCUGCGAUGUUUGAAGGGGAUGACGGAGCUCAGCUGCAGUGCUGUGUCACAGUGGAGCAGCUCAACGCCGCAGGCCAGGCCACACGGAGGCAGGUGAUCAGGAAGGCCUCUGUGAUACUGGGCAGGAAUGAGUUUCAGGAAAUAAUCCUCCGUGUCCACGACGGAAAAGUCCCACAAAAUUACAACUUGAAGGAGUUCAGGCUUUUCACUAAGUUCGUCAGGGACGGCAAAUGCACUGUGAAGCUGCUCCCUGAGAACGUCCAGGUACUGGUCUCCAACUGCCCCCCUGACAAACUCUCCCUCUUCCUCAAAACUCUGAGCGUCAAACACCAGGCCAGACAGGGCACCAAACCACUGAGCGCCAGAGACAGACUCAAAGCUGGUCUGCCUCGCAGCUUUGAGGCCAUCAGUCCCCUGCAGCACAAAGACAUCCAGAAGGUCAAUGAGCUGAGGAGUAAAGCAGCUCCCAGUGGACUGACAGACCAGACCAAUAAGACCAAAGCUGCCAAACCAGGACAGCAGGUCAAGAGGUCGAGGGCUGAUUGUAACUUCAGUCCAGUAAAGCAGAAUCCGAGUAAAAAACCCAUCCUGUCUCUGCCAUCCCGUAAACUGAACAAAGAGCAGGCGGCCGUUCUCAGUGCAGUGCUGAGUGGAAAGAACGUCUUCUUCACUGGGAGUGCAGGCACGGGAAAGUCUUUUUUGCUCAAGAGAAUCAUGGGAUCUCUUCCUCCAAAGAGCACUUUCGCCACAGCCAGUACAGGAGUGGCUGCAUGCCACAUCGGUGGAACAACACUACACAACUUUGCAGGUAUCGGCUCGGGCUCUGCUCCUUUGGAGCAGUGUAUCGCGCUGGCUCAGAGGCCUGGGGUCCUGCAGCACUGGACCAGCUGUCGACACCUCAUCAUUGACGAGAUCUCCAUGGUGGAGGCCCAGUUCUUUGACAAACUGGAGUCUGUUGCCAGGUCAGUACGGAGGUCGACUCAACCGUUUGGUGGAAUCCAGCUGAUUGUGUGCGGUGACUUCCUGCAGUUGCCUCCUGUCUCCAAAGGAAAGGAGAAAGCCAGCUUCUGCUUUCAGGCCAGAAGUUGGCGCAAAGUCAUGCAGCUUAAUAUGGAGCUGAUAGAAGUGCGUAGGCAAACGGAUCAGUCCUUCAUCUCCCUGCUGCAGGCAGUCAGAGUGGGCAGGGUGACAGAGGAAGUCACAGCGACGCUCAUGAAAAGCGCCUACCAUCAAAUAGAGAGGGACGGCAUUCUGGCCACCAGGCUGUGCACACACAAGGAUGACGUGGAGCUGACGAACGAGAACAAACUCCAGCAGCUCACAGGAGCGCCGAGGGAGUUCGAGGCCCUGGACAGUGACCCAUCACUGGUGAAGACCAUCGACAGUCACAGCCCCGUCAGCAGACUGAUCCAGCUGAAAGUGGGAGCUCAGGUCAUGCUGACAAAGAACCUGGAUGUGGCUCGGGGUCUGGUGAACGGAGCUCGAGGGGUGGUUGUGUCCUUUGAGCCUGGAACACAUGGACUCCCACGUGUGCGUUUUAUGUGUGGCGUCACAGAAGUGGUGAAGCUGGAGCGUUGGGUGUUCAAGUCCUCCGGUGGGAUCCACCUGAGUCGACAGCAGCUGCCGCUCAAACUGGCCUGGGCCAUCUCCAUCCACAAGAGCCAGGGAAUGACUCUGGACUGUGUGGAGAUCUCUCUGGCACGGGUGUUUGAGUGUGGUCAGGCCUACGUGGCUUUGUCCAGAGCUCGAAACCUGGAGGGUCUGAGGGUCAUGGACUUCAACCAGCGUGUAGUGCGGGCAGAUCCAGAUGUUUUGCUCUUCUACAAAAAACUGAGAAAGGAGAGGCUCCUCAUGCAGGCUUCCAUGGAUGAUUUUAUGUGCGACAAGGAAAACUCUUGAUGAGAAGGAUGUCGUCUCCUCAACUGCUGUCAUGUUGUGCACUGUGUGCACAUCUUUUUUUUUUUUUUCCUCCCUCGAAUGUUGAACACGUUUUUAAAUGUCUACUCUGAAGGCAUUCGCCAUCUACUACCUGGUAUUUUUUGGGAGUAUUUGAAGCCACACUGCCACCAUGUGUUCAACGACAAGAUACUUCAGCACCUUAUUUUUUUUACAUUUUUUAUUUAUGUUUGGAAUCUUGAAUUCAAAUAAAGUUUUAAUUAUGUUUAAUUUGUUCAUAUUGUGGGACUAUUUAAUCAUAUUCAUUAUAAUAUUGUUUAUGGCAAAAUAUUAGAGGUAUGAAUUUAAAUUCACAUGAAGGGAAACAAACAUAUCAUGAACCAAAGUGCAACUUGAGAGUUUCACAACAAAAACCUUUAUUUAUGAAAUAACUGUGAUCUGACCAAACCUGAGAUUGUUUUUUUUUCCAUAUGGAAGUAGAAAAAUGGAUAUGUUCUAACAAAGAGACAACAAAGCUUAAGCUCUUCUUUCAACACCUAUCAUCACAAGCAUUGAAUCACAGCCUAUAGUCUGAGUCCUGUACAUACUGUACAUCUGUGUUGUU